AAGCGAGCGGAGAGCACAUGGAAUACAAUGGAGGCAACGCAUAAAGCUCACGCGGACGCUAAGUCAAAACGCCAGUCAACUCGAGUCUCUAUUUCUUUCUCACACAUAAUAAUUUUAGCCAAUUCCUAAUUAAGAUUCACCACUCCCCUCAUUUCUCGCCCCAAAUCUACUUUCCUAAUUAUAAAGAAGAGAAAAAAAAAAUCAUUUGGCGUCGGUGGCUCCUCUCCUCAACAUUCAUCAUCCUUUUCCCGAUCCAAAAACAAACGCAAAUGACAAUGAGCAGCAACGGCGAUUCGAAAACAAGCAACGGCUCGAUCGCGAACACACCAUUCAGGAUCUUCGUCGGUUACGAUCCGCGCGAAGAUCUCGCCUACCAAGUGUGCCGCCACUCAAUCACCAAGAGAUCUUCGAUCCCCGUCGAGAUCACCCCCAUCGUCCAAUCAGAUCUCAGGGAGAAAGGCCUCUACUGGAGAGAACGCAACAACCUCGAGAGCACCGAGUUCUCCUUCACCCGCUUCCUCACCCCUCACCUCUCCGACUACCAAGGCUGGGCCAUGUUCGUCGACUGCGACUUCCUCUACCUCUCCGACAUCAAGGAGCUCGUCGAUCUCAUCGACGAUAAGUACGCGAUCAUGUGCGUCCAGCAUGACUACACUCCCAAGGAGACGACCAAGAUGGACGGCGCGGUGCAGACGGUCUACCCGAGGAAGAACUGGUCAUCCAUGGUGCUUUACAACUGUGGACAUCCGAAGAACAAGACGUUGAGCCCUGAGACUGUGAAUACUCAGACCGGUGCGUUCCUCCAUAGGUUCCAGUGGCUUGAGGAUGAGGAGAUUGGGUCUGUUCCUUUCGUCUGGAACUUUCUUGAAGGGCAUAACAGGGUCGUUGAGAAGGAUCCCGCCACGCAGCCUAAGGCCGUGCAUUUCACGCGUGGCGGGCCGUGGUUUGACGCUUGGAAGGAUUGCGAAUUCGCUGAUCUUUGGCUCGGUGAGAUGGAAGAGUACAACAAAGAAGGAGGCCCUGUGGCGGGGAAGUAGAAAAGAAGAGAAGGUAUGUUACUUUACUACUCUUGAUCAUUUGUAGAAGCCAAUGAUCACUACUACUCUUGUUGAAUUGGCUUUGGAUUUGUCAUUUUUUUUUCUCAUUGAAAUUCGUUUAAUUAUUCGCCACACUAUUACCAAUAUUAAGAGAUCUUAUGGUAAGAUUACAUAUUCGUUUUUUUUUUGUGUUGGACUUGUACCUUGUAAUGAUAUUUUAUUUGUAAUUUGAAUGAAGCAACUUAUUUUUA
This is a messenger RNA of Raphanus sativus (radish), 1288 nucleotides long. RefSeq names its product protein CDI. The record is from RefSeq and is a predicted model, not a curated record. Bases 270 to 1037 code for a protein of 255 amino acids. NCBI's taxonomy places the organism in Eukaryota, Viridiplantae, Streptophyta, Magnoliopsida, Brassicales, Brassicaceae. The transcript has 2 exons.